Ophidiomyces ophidiicola is the source of this 954-nucleotide messenger RNA. RefSeq lists its product as uncharacterized. The record is from RefSeq and is a predicted model, not a curated record. The transcript has 2 exons. Gene Ontology annotation, cellular component: endosome. The coding region runs from base 1 to 954 and encodes 317 amino acids. Gene Ontology annotation, molecular function: GTPase activity; GTP binding. Gene Ontology annotation, biological process: regulation of endocytosis. Lineage: Eukaryota; Fungi; Ascomycota; Eurotiomycetes; Onygenales; Onygenaceae.
AUGUCGCACCAACCGCCAUGGGACUACAUCGCGAAGCUCGUCUGCAUUGGUGAUUCUGGCACCGGCAAGUCCAGCCUCACGAUCCGGCUGUGCGAAGGCCGCUUCACUACUACCCACGAUGUCACCAUCGGCGUUGAGUUCGGCUCGCGCAUUGUCCCCGUUGGACCCCCAGCCAGCAACGCCCUUGAUACUGUCUUGAACGACGACUCCCAGCCCCAGCCCAAUCUCCCUAUCACUCCUCUCUCCGAAGCCUUGCCCUCCAAACACUCCACGCGGCCUGCGACCCCAAUCGGCACCGAUGAGGACCCUAGCAAGCCAUCUGGUCUCCCUCCGCCUCCUCAGAAGCGGAAACCCGACCCGCCUGCCGUCCAAAAGCGCUUGAAGCUCUCGCUCUGGGACACCGCCGGCCAGGAGACAUACAAAUCAAUAACACGAUCCUACUUCCGCGGUGCGUCAGGCGCCCUGCUCGUUUUCGACAUCACCCGCCCAUCGACCUUCUCCUCUCUGUCCGCCUGGUUGCAGGACUUGCGUCAAAUCGCCGAGGAAGGCAUCGUUGUCGUCCUCGUCGGCAACAAAUCAGAUCUUCUGCCCCACAAAUCCGCGAACGGCGCUGCCUCAGGCGCCGGCACGGCACCCGCUGCCGAGGGCGAGCACAUCACGCGCACUCAGGCAGAGGCGUGGUGCAAGGCCAAUGGCGUGGUUCGUUAUGUCGAAACAAGUGCGAAAUCCGGCGAGAACGUGGAGCGCGCGUUUCUCGAGGUCGCGGAGCGGAUAUAUCGAAAUAUCGAGGCCGGCCGGUAUGAUUUGAAUGAUCGUCGCAGCGGCGUGAAGGGCUACGGCAGCACGAGCGCGUCAAGGAAUGCCGCCGGAGGUGGAUUACAGAGAACAGUAACGCUAGGGGUUAAUGAUGCGAUGGGAAGGAGAGGAGGCGGCUGGGCGGGAGGUUGUUGUUAA